Pseudophryne corroboree (corroboree frog) is the source of this 1252-nucleotide messenger RNA. RefSeq names its product TM2 domain containing 2 (gene TM2D2). Bases 303 to 899 code for a protein of 198 amino acids. The transcript is spliced from 5 exons. Lineage: Eukaryota; Metazoa; Chordata; Amphibia; Anura; Myobatrachidae. The record is from RefSeq and is a predicted model, not a curated record.
AUAGGAUGUGGAAGCGUUUGGGAUAAUGAAACACUGCUGGUUGGAAGGAGGCAGCUGGUGUGACCACAGAGAGCAAAAACCUUACUUCUGGUCCUGGGCGCUUCCAUUUCCUUGGAGACCAAUAGGCAUCGCGGGCAGUGCAAAUCCAGCUCAACCAAAAUGGCACCGGCAGUGCAGACCGCUGUAGAGACAGCAGCGUCAGCACGCAAGGGACAUCACGGCGCGGCAGUGUGAUUGGUGGGUGAGGUGCUGGCGGAAGAAGCCUGUAGGAGCGGGUUAGGCCGUGCUGCUGCUGCGGGAAGAUGGGGUGGCCGGUACCGCCUGUGGGUUAUCUGUUACUGGGAGGCCAGGGGCUGCUCCUCACAUUCUCCCUCAUCGCCUCGCAGAACCACACCAGCCCGGCCCCUUCUCCGGAGCCCAGCACCACCCCGGCCGCCGAGGUCAGGGAUCCCAGAGGGCCCCUCGUACUGUGCGAGUACCUACCAGAAGAGUUUAUAGAAUGUGACGAUCCAGUUGACUACACAGGAAAUGUAUCUUUCCAACAAGAUCUUGAAUAUGGAUGCGCCAAGUUUGGGGGACAGGCGUAUAGCGAUGUGGUGCACACGAAGGUGUGGUGCCGGGCCCUUGUCGGGAUUGAGUGCGCUGGAGCUCGUUCUUUCCAACGUGGGAACAAGCCAUGUAUUAAGUACACCGGUCACUACUUCAUCACCACUUUGCUCUACUCCUUCUUCCUGGGCUGCUUUGGGGUAGACCGCUUCUGCCUGGGACAUACAGGUGCCGCUGUGGGGAAACUUCUCACUCUUGGAGGCCUGGGCAUCUGGUGGUUUGUAGACCUUAUACUACUCAUCACCGGAGGGCUAAUGCCGAGCGACAACAGCAACUGGUGCACCAUCUACUGAUACAUACAUCGGGGAUUGUCAGCUCUCCUCCGGCUGUGGACUUCUAUAGAAGAACUGUAAUAUGCUGAGACCCUCUGCCGCAGAUUUGCCUAUUCAAACAUGUUUCAUAGGGUACAUCAUCGCCAAAGAUGGCUUUGUUUAUUUAAUUUUUUUAUGAUAAUUUAUUUCACCUUUAAUGUAAUCAAGGAAGGAAUCAAUCCUUUGACUAUCGGUUACCUCUGAAAUUACACAAAAGCUGAACACACAGAGCCAUUGUUAUAAUUGGUCUCUAUUGUAAGAUACAAUACUGUAAAUACAUUAUAGUGUAUUAUAAUGUCUUGGUUUAAAGUUUAAUAAAAGUGACCGACAUUAUA